Halichondria panicea is the source of this 972-nucleotide messenger RNA. RefSeq lists its product as uncharacterized. The transcript has 2 exons. NCBI's taxonomy places the organism in Eukaryota, Metazoa, Porifera, Demospongiae, Suberitida, Halichondriidae. Bases 65 to 874 code for a protein of 269 amino acids. The record is from RefSeq and is a predicted model, not a curated record.
GAAUCACACUUUGCACAGGUGAAGGCUCAUAAUCAAUAACAAGAACAUCUAGCAAGAGGAAACAAUGUACACAGUCUUCACAGUCUUCAAAAUUGGAAUAAUUGCAGCAUUCUUUGCUUGCGCGUUUGCAACCUAUCCAUUACAAGUUCAAAAUGAAGUUGAGAAUCAACCGACAGUUGGAGAUGUGAAUAAGGCUCUCUCCUACAUACCUCUUAUUGACAAACUUCGUGGUCGGCCUGGUCGUGAUGGUAUGCCUGGAAAAGAUGGGUUGCCAGGAGAACAAGGACUGAAGGGGCCCGCAGGAACACAAGGACUUCCUGGACCAGUCUCAGCCGGAGUGACUUACAUCAGGUGGGGGAGGACUAAAUGCCCUGAGGCACUAGGAACGGAACUAGUCUACUCGGGAAGAGCAGCUGGUACUCACUACACAAAUAAGGGAGGGAGUGCAGAGAGAAUAUGCCUACCUAACAAUCCGGACUAUCUUUCAAGUGCAAAUGGAGUGCAAGGACAUAGCCCACUAUAUGGAGCUGAGUACGAGUCCUUUCCCCCGGCACCUCUAGGUCACCUUGGGGAACACAACGUCCCCUGUGCAGUCUGCUACGUGCCCACAAGAGCAGCCAUGAUCAUGAUACCAGCCAAGACUCAAUGCCCCACCUCCUGGACGAUAGAGUAUGUCGGCUAUCUGAUGACCGAAUACUACAACUCCGCUCGUUCAGUGUUUUCCUGUGUUGACAAAGAUGCUCAGAGCAUUCCCGGCGGAGUUGGUAACGAGAAUGGAGCCCUGUUCUAUCAUGUUGAGGCAACCUGCAGUGGCAUUCUCUGUCCUCCUUAUGACACAGAGAGAGAGCUGACAUGUGCAGUUUGUACCAAGUGAACCAAUCAUGUACAUGCAUGACUAUUGAACAAACACACAUAAUUAUAUAUACGUGUACGUGUAGGUUUGUAAGUUUUGUGCAUGAUUUUGUGAGUGGA